Molecule: messenger RNA, 1201 nt
Organism: Misgurnus anguillicaudatus (oriental weatherfish)
Lineage: Eukaryota; Metazoa; Chordata; Actinopteri; Cypriniformes; Cobitidae
Source: RefSeq, a predicted model, not a curated record
UGUCAGGAAAAUGCUGAAUUCCACCUGUUCAAAAACAGAUCAUCCACAAUAUCCUCUCAAACAAGUGUAUCUAGUGUGACUUUCAGUCUGACUGUAGACGUCUCACAUCAGGAUCAGUACAGCUGUGAUUACUCUUACAGGAAUGACAUCAUCAAGUCUUCCAGGAGUAACACUAUUGAAAUCACUGUAGUGAACCUGCAGAAGCCCAAUAUUUCUCUCAGUGGAUGGUUUGACUUUGGUCAUCAGGGUUCAGUGAUCACCAGAGGUCACAACUUCACUAUUACUUGUUCAUCUAAAUCUCAGUAUUCUGGAGGCUUCUUCUCUCUGUUCAGUGGAUCAAACAUCAUCAGUAGUGAAUCAGCUGUCAAUCAUUCAGCCGUCUUCAUCUUUCCUGAAGCAGAUUAUUCACAUGAGGGAAACUACAGUUGUGUUUAUGAAGUGAAUGUGUCCUCACGUACCUUACAUUCAAAUGCGUCUGACCUGCUGCUCAUCAAUAUCAGAGCCUCUCUGCUUCCUGUCAUUGGUGCUGUUGUGUCAGCUGUACUUCUCAUCUUCUCUGCUCUUGUUAUCGUCUUCAUGGUGAAGAGAAGACAACAGCAGAACAAUAAGGAGAUUCCUAAAGUGCUUCUUUAAGAAGGGUGUGGAUAAUACAUAUGAAGGUGCCUGUGAGACCAAUAAUGAAGAGGAUGAUGAGGACAUCUAUCAAAAUGUGGAACUUGAUCAGAAAGACUGUAAAAAUGUAAGCAGCGAUGACUCUGAACAGGACUCUAUUAAUGUGUAUGCGGAUAAUUCAGAACAGGAUUAUGGUAAUGUUGAUAUUACAGAAAACAGCAGUACGGUAGACGGUAAAUGUGAUGAUGACCUCUAUGAAAGUGUUAUGGGUAAUGAGUGAACCUGAAAUACAGUAGAUUUACCUUAAAGACAGCAAUAUUCAUCAAAAACUGAUGGUCCAAAUGAUGAUGAUGUUAUGAUGAUGUAGUUUGGCGUUGCACUGUCUAUGGUCACACUGUAAAUGCUUUGAUUCAUCUUUCUGUUUUCUUUAAUUGCUUUAUAUAUAUAUUUUGUUAUAAAUAACAAAUAUUGCUAAUAAGGUACAGAUUUAAAUUUAAUUGUUACUGAAAUGAUACAUUAUGUUUUGCGAUCAGAAUAAUUUUAAUUUUCUGUCCUGAUGUUUUUGUUUAUUAAUAAAGUGUGAAGAUGG